AUGGAUGAAACUGCAGAGUUAAUGGGUGAAGAGUCUCAAGCUACCAUUGAUCAGAGAGACGCUUCUGCGAUUUACAUUCCCCCUAUUGGUUGCGAAGAUGAACGCUUUCAACAGUAUCAGUACAAUCAAUAUCCACCUAGGAAUUAUGAAAGACCCGAAGAACCUGCAAGACCUUGUGCUGGCUGCGAAGGAAGCGGAUGCAAAUGUAUAGGUGAAAAGGGAUCAAGGGGUGUUCCGGGACCACCUGGACCUCCUGGCGUACCUGGAAAAAGAGGAUUCGAAGGCCCAGAAGGUUUGCCUGGUGAAAAAGGUGAAAAAGGAAGCCAUGGCGUUUCUGGACCGAGAGGGCCAAAGGGUGACAGGGGUAAAAUGGGAGUUCCUGGCUUUCCCGGAGUGAAUGGCAUUCCUGGACUUCCUGGAAAUAUGGGUCCUAGGGGUCCACCAGGCUUAGACGGAUGCAAUGGAACUAAGGGUGAACCUGGAGCGGAUGGUUAUCCUGGGGAUCCUGGACCUCGUGGUUUUCCUGGACCACCUGGUGUAAAAGGUGAAAAGGGAGAACCUGCUAUUGGACCACCUGGUAUAAAAGGACAGAAAGGUGAGCUCGGUAGAGACGGAGCACCUGGUACGCCGGGACCACCUGGAGCAGAUGGAAAGCCGGGCCCCAAGGGAGAUCCGGGACCUCCAGGAGUUCCGGGCCCGAAAGGAACUCGAGGAUCACCGGGAGAAAAGGGAAAUAUGGGCGUCGGUUUCCAAGGAUUAAAAGGAGAACCAGGAGAUCGUGGUUUGAUUGGCCCACCAGGACCGCCUGGAGCUUGCGAUGGCUACUUCUUGGAAAAGAAAGGAGUUACAGUUGGCUUACCUGGUCCGCGAGGGGAAAAAGGUCAAAAGGGAGAAUCCGGAGAAAGAGGAGACAGAGGAUUCGAUGGCAUAGCUGGUGUGAUGGGUCCUCCUGGAGACAUUGGAAUGAAAGGUGAAAAAGGACUUCCUGGGUAUCCUGGACCUAGAGGUAAAGAUGGCUUUCCUGGACCGCCCGGUGUAUUAGGAUUUAAGGGUGAUCGCGGAGAUGAUGGACUUCCUGGCUUAGAUGGUUUUCCUGGAAUAAAGGGAGAAAGCGGAAUACCAGGAUCACCUGGACCACGAGGUUUACCAGGACCACCAGGACCUCCAGGCGGUAUAGAAGGAAGAGCGGGACCACCAGGACCACAAGGACCUCCUGGUAUUACAGGUCCACAAGGGUACCCAGGAACGGAUGGAACACCAGGUGAAAUUGGUCCAAGAGGUCCACAAGGUCCUCCUGGAGGACCAGGACUCCCUGGAUUACCUGGAAGAGAAGGUCCACCUGGCUUCAAAGGUGAAAAGGGUGAUACUGGUUUAGCUGGACUUGAAGGUUUGCCCGGCGCUAAUGGUUUACCUGGAGCACCAGGGCCUAAAGGUGAGCCUGGGCCGAAAGGAAGUCCAGGACUAUCUAUUCAAGGUCCAAAAGGUUUGGAUGGCAGCCCUGGUCUUGAUGGAUUGCCCGGUCAGAAAGGAGAGCUCGGACCUAAAGGAGAGCGAGGUGCUCCCGGUGAUACAGUAGAAGGCAUUCCAGGUCUGCCAGGUGCACCCGGCCCAAAAGGUGAAAGAGGAUUUACAGGAAUUCCAGGACGACCAGGUUUACCUGGAGUACCAGGAAUAAAAGGUGAGACUGGUGGAAGUUGCUUUGCUUGCGCUCCAGGCACAAAAGGAGAAAAAGGAGAAAGAGGUCUUGAUGGGUUGCCAGGUUUGCAAGGUCUAAGAGGAGAAGUUGGACAACCAGGAUUUCCAGGAGCGAAAGGCGAUGAUGGACCCCAAGGCUUUCCAGGAUUACCCGGAGAUGAAGGUUCCCCUGGUAUUCCAGGACGUGAUGGAGAAAAAGGAGCCCCAGGACCCCCAGCGGUUAUUCCUCCUGAUCUGCUAGUAGGCGAUAAAGGUGACAAAGGCGAGCCGGGUCCGCGAGGACUGCCUGGUUUUCCCGGCCGUGAUGGUUUACCAGGUUCUCCCGGUCUGCCGGGUCCUCCAGGACCACCAGGUUUGAUCGGUGACAAGGGUGCUCCAGGUUUCCCUGGUGCUGCAGGACGACCUGGAUUGAUAGGUUUGCCUGGACCUACAGGACAGAAAGGGGACAGAGGUAUUGGAUUUCCUGGACCGCCAGGUGAAAGGGGAGAUCGAGGAGAGCCUGGAUUUCCUGGUUUGAUUGGUCUUCCUGGAGAAAAGGGAGAUCCAGGGCAGCUGCCACCUCCAGAAGAGUUAAAAUUACCACCCGGUCCCAGAGGGCCUCCAGGACCACCCGGUUUUCCAGGAAUUGAUGGCUUGCAAGGUAUCAGAGGAUUACCAGGAACACCAGGGCUUGAUGGACUUCCAGGAGCAAAAGGUGAUCCAGGAGAAAAUGGACUACCAGGUCCACCUGGCCCGAGAGGUUUACCUGGUCCGAGGGGAGACAAAGGUAGCACUGGACCCAUGGGAUUUCCCGGAGAAGCUGGACCAAGUGGAGAUGAAGGAUUACCUGGUUUUCCAGGCGCAAAAGGUGAAAAAGGUGAUCAAGGUUCACCUGGAAUAGGAAGACCCGGCCCUCCUGGUCUUCCAGGAUUACCUGGACAGAAAGGUGAUCCAGGAUUUACAGGACCUCCUGGCUUGCAAGGUGAACGUGGCUUACCCGGAUUUCCUGGCGUGAAAGGAGAAGUUGGCAAUCCAGGUUUACCCGGUUUUCCAGGCGGUAAAGGUGCAAAAGGCGAACCAGCUCGAGAAGGAUUACCAGGACCUCCAGGUGAACCAGGGCUACCAGGACGUAGUGGAUUACCAGGCCCUCCCGGAGCAAAAGGAGAUCCUGGACUUCCAGGAUUUGCAGGACUAUCUGGCGAAAAAGGUGAUCCAGGCAUACCAGGCUUGCCUGGUUUGCCUGGUUUUGAUGGCACGCCGGGUACCCCCGGACCACCAGGACGAGAGGGAUUAGAUGGUCUACCUGGCAUACAAGGUGCAAAAGGAGAAAGAGGCAUAGCAGGUUUUCCUGGUUCCCCAGGACCACCAGGCUUAGAUGGUUUACCGGGUGUAGCUGGAGAGAAAGGUAACAGAGGAGUGCCUGGAUUACCAGGACCAGAUGGCUUUCCUGGAACUCCCGGCCUAAAAGGUGAACCGGGUCUUCCAGGGUUUCCUGGAGUUAAAGGUCAACCUGGAGAUGCAGCAGCUAAAGGAGAAAAAGGAGAGCCAGGGCUACCAGGCUUAGUUGGCUUCCCUGGUAAUCCUGGACCACCUGGACUUGAUGGCUUACCUGGAACGAAAGGUGAUGCUGGUCUACCUGGAAGAGGUUUGCCUGGUCUACCAGGUCCACCUGGAGAGAGAGGUCCUGAAGGAGCACCCGGUGUGUCAGGACUACCUGGACUGCAAGGAGCAGAAGGAUUGCCAGGAUUUGCUGGAAGUAAAGGAGAAGCUGGAUUACCUGGUCUCCCAGGUUUCCCUGGCCCUCGUGGAUUACCAGGACAACCUGGUCUGCCAGGAUUUAAAGGUGAACCCGGAUUUCCUGGAGUACCAGGCUUGAAAGGAGAAAUAGGUGAGCCAGGACUUCCUGGUUUCCCUGGCCCGAAAGGUGAACGAGGAGAUGGUGGUCCACCUGGAUUACCCGGUUUGGAUGGAUUUAAAGGCGAGAAAGGCGAAAGCGGAUACCCAGGUCCCCCAGGCGACAGAGCAGAUAAAGGUGAAAAAGGAGAACCGGGUCUACCAGGAGUUCCAGGCCUACCAGGCGCUAAAGGUGCAAGAGGUUUUGCUGGCACACCCGGAGUACCAGGCGUAAAAGGAGAACGUGGAUUACCAGGAUUGGAAGGACUUCCGGGUCCUGAAGGAUUACGAGGACCACCAGGCGAACCUGGUCCACCCGGUGUUGUAGGACCUCCAGGGAGACCUGGUAUAGGUUUUAAAGGUGAACCUGGACUUCCUGGAAAACCUGGACUUGAUGGAUUCCCGGGAGCACCUGGACUAAAAGGUGAACCUGGAUUCCCUGGAUUGCCUGGUGACCGCGGAUCACCAGGUGAUGAAGGAUCGCCUGGUUUACCAGGACUUAAAGGUGAGAGAGGAGAGCCAGGUUUCCCAGGUGCUUCAGGUAGAGAUGGACUUCCAGGAAUAAAGGGUGAACGUGGACUUCCAGGAUUUCCAGGAGCUAAAGGAGAGAGGGGAUUACCUGGUUUCGAUGGACCGCCAGGACUAAGAGGACCAUCUGGUCCACCAGGACGUGAAGGCUUUCCGGGUCUGUCUGGUUUACCGGGACCAAAGGGAGAUGCUGGUUUACCUGGACCACCUGGUUUCCCUGGGCCUAAGGGAGAUGAUGGUCGACCUGGACCACCUGGUUUAGAGGGAGCACGAGGUGAGCCUGGUCUGCCAGGUUUGAAAGGAGAGAAAGGAACAUCACCGCCACUGAAUCUUUUGAGAGGACCGAAGGGAGAACAAGGAGACCAAGGACCAAAAGGCGAACCAGGGCCUCCUGGCCCUAGAGGACUUGAAGGACCACCUGGAUUUAAUGGGCUGAAAGGUGAAUCAGGAAUUCCAGGUCAACCUGGAAUACCUGGGCUUCCAGGACCUAUUGGAUUAAAGGGAGAUCGGGGUGUACCAGGACUACCAGGACCCCCAGGUGCACCUGGAGUGAGAGGACCACCCGGACCCGCAGGUCUACCAGGCAUACCAGGGGGCGAUUACCUGAUGGGAAUUUUGCUUGUGAAACAUAGCCAGUCCAACUUUGUGCCGACAUGUCCUCAAGGCAUGCAAAAACUUUGGGACGGUUACAGUUUGCUGUACAUAGAAGGAAAUGAAAAAUCUCAUAAUCAAGAUUUAGGUUUUGCUGGUUCUUGUUUGCGAAGAUUUAGUACAAUGCCAUUCUUAUUCUGUGACUUUAAUAGUGUUUGUAAUUAUGCCAGUAGAAAUGAUAAAUCAUAUUGGUUGUCGACAAAUGCCCCCAUUCCCAUGAUGCCUGUCGGCGAAUCUGUCAUUCAAGAGUAUAUUAGUAGAUGUUCAGUAUGUGAAGCACCAGCCAAUGCAAUUGCAGUACACAGUCAGUCUCUGAACAUACCCGAGUGUCCAUCAGGAUGGAAUAUGUUGUGGAUAGGUUAUAGUUUUGCAAUGCACACCGCCGCUGGAGCAGAAGGCGGAGGCCAGUCUCUUUCAAGUCCUGGUAGUUGUCUGGAAGAUUUCCGCGCCACACCUUUCAUCGAAUGUAACGGUGCACGUGGCACCUGCCAUUAUUUUGCUAACAAAUUCAGCUUCUGGUUAACGACCAUUGAUCCUAAUGACCAAUUUUCACGCCCUGUGAGCACUACGCUGAAAGCUGGAGAUCUUAGAUCUCGUAUAAGUCGGUGCGCUGUCUGCUUAAAGAACACAAAUUAAAAUAUAGGUUUUGGAGAAGUUGGACUGUCACAAACUUAGUGGAUGCUCUUGUGCCUGAAAAAAGACUUGAGUUAAAAUUACGGGCACAGCACUGUGCGGGAAGUACACGCUGCUUGAGCACACUUUUCCAAAAGAAAAUUGCUGAUGUUAUUGCUUUAUUUCUGCUCAGUUGAUGGACGGUUUGAAAUAUUGGUUCAAAGCGUGCCCGAGAACUGCAUGAUAUCAAAAAUAGGAUGCUGGAGAUAAACUUAAUAUUUUUAGCUCAGUUUAUAUCAGCAUAUUUUCAAACUCAUUUAUAAAUCACUGAGAUUUUUCAAAUGUAUAUGUUAACUUUUGCAUUUAAAUUUUAUUUUUUAAAUGAAUUACUGUUGUGAGAAUUGAGGAAUGGAAUGAGAAAAAUUAUAUUGAUUCACGUUAUAUCAUAAUUAAAAAUGUGAAACUAUUUGUAGUAUUUUACAUUUUUAAUCUCUUUCACUACAAUAACAGUCGAAAGAAGAUUUGAGAACAAAGUUGUUUAACCUGCUGUGCAGCUAAUCCUGAUGUUGAAUUCAUUAUUCAGUAGAUAAUCCUUGUGUAAACUUAAAAAUAUUUGAUUUAUGAGUAAAGCUUGCUAUAGUGCAUAAAGCGAGAUUUUGCUCAUGCUUUAUGAAUCACAAAACGUUCAUAUUAAAAUUUUGAGCACUUUGAUUACUUUUGAAAUUUUUACACCGAAGCAGAUACAAAUUUAUGCAAAAUGAAAGAAUUCCGAGAAGUAAUGAAAUUACGAAAUGGUAUAUUCAGUUUAAUAAAUAAAUAUUUUUAAUCAAUAUUUACAAUAAUUGUAGAAUACAACUGAGUAAAUAUGGGUAUGAAAUUUCCGAUUUAGUAUGUUAAUUGCUCAAAAAAAUUCAGCUAUUGAAUAUUCUUAGCUUUUCUGCAUUUCAUCACAAAUGAAUUUUUUCACAGUACAGUGUAAAUUUAAAUUUUAUUGUUUCCUUGAACCACAAUAAUUUUCUUAUUUAGAAUGCUUUGCUAGGGCUACAAUUUUCACUGUAUGAUUUGUACUUAAACAUUUUUGUCCUUUUCUAAAAAGCUGAAAAUAUAACCAGCCCGAGAGCAUACAAUAUUUUUGUAUUUAAAAAAUGCUAGGGCUGUAUUUAAAAUAUUGUUUAUUUCGAUGAAGAAAAAUACAGUUUUUCCUCUUAUGUGUAUUGUCAUUCACGACCAUUAUUCAUCAACAAUUUUGAAUUUACUGUAAUCUUUUUUAUAUUAUUCUAUGAAAUGUGCUGUGCCAAUAAUUAUUAUGUUGUUGCCAUAUUAAAAUGAUAUUGUUCGUGUAAUUAUUUUUAAUAUCUUAACAUAGCUGCCAUAAAAAUAUUUUUUAUUUAAAUGUCAUGUUUUUAUGGAUGUGUUACUAUAAUUGCUACCAUAGUUUAAAUGAAGUAUACAUUUAUCAAAAAUUAAUUUAUAGCUUAUGUGUGUUGUUGCAAUAUGAGAAACUGUUAUGCAUUUUUUUAAGAAAUGCAUUGUAUUGAUAUGGCAUUUGCUUCGGAAGCAAUAAAUUAUUCUUUCUUUUUAUUUCUUGUAUUUGAGCUUCCAUUAUAAUUAUACAUUUUAAUAUGUACUUUAUUCCUCCCAAAUAAUCCAGAAUUAUGUACAAUGUCAGUUAUUCUUGCUCCUCAGACUUUUCUCAUUUGAAUUCAUUAACUUUAGUUAUGGAAUGCUUGAAAAUGCUGUGAAUCAUAUUAUUAUCUUUCAUAAAACUAGAUUUUUGCCUUUGGUUCCUGUAACUGUUUUAAUUGUUGUAUGUAGAAAUAUUUUAUUUAGUAAUAUGUAAUUUUUGUACAUAUAUAAAUUAUUUUUUCUACUAUAUAAUUGAAAAAAACGUGUGGACUACUAAAAUUAUUAAAUGAGAAAGUUCUGGUUGUGUAAUCAAAAUGUUAUUAUUUCUUGAGUGAUAUAUUAAUUUAAUUUUGUAAUAAAUAGUUAACGACGGAGAAAUUAUUCAAAGACCUUUUCUUAAAUGCUAACACUGCCAAGUAAUAAUUCCUAAUGAUAUUUUGAAGUUGAAGAGAAGAAGCUAACAAGUGCAUAUCACUGCCAUCUAUAAAUCCUAGUCUCAUCUUUUUACAUAUUUUUCUUUUCUUGUGUAAAUUAACUCUUUCUCCCCUUGAAUUGAUAUGCUGCUCAAUGUAAGCUUUCUGUGUUUCAAUAAAGAGGUAAAUUUGUUUUCGAAA
This is a messenger RNA of Stegodyphus dumicola, 7598 nucleotides long. RefSeq lists its product as uncharacterized. Gene Ontology annotation, molecular function: extracellular matrix structural constituent conferring tensile strength. Gene Ontology annotation, biological process: extracellular matrix organization. Lineage: Eukaryota; Metazoa; Arthropoda; Arachnida; Araneae; Eresidae. The record is from RefSeq and is a predicted model, not a curated record. Gene Ontology annotation, cellular component: collagen trimer.